Molecule: messenger RNA, 550 nt
Organism: Hyla sarda
Lineage: Eukaryota; Metazoa; Chordata; Amphibia; Anura; Hylidae
Gene: RPS12
Product: ribosomal protein S12
Exons: 6
Coding region: 125-523 (132 amino acids)
Biological process (GO): translation
Cellular component (GO): cytosolic small ribosomal subunit; ribosome
Molecular function (GO): structural constituent of ribosome
Source: RefSeq, a predicted model, not a curated record
UAAGGAGGCGACGCUACGUCCGGCGGACUAUAUAUACGUGAGGCGCACGCAUGGUUCUCUCUCUUUCCUUCAUGCAGUGGAGCAGGUUGGCGGAGUAACGCCCAACAUCCAUUAGACAUCGAGGAUGGCCGAGGAAGGCAUUUCUGCUGGAGGUGUAAUGGAUAUCAACACCGCUCUUCAAGAAGUGCUGAAGACCGCACUUAUACACGAUGGCCUGGCCCGUGGGAUUCGUGAAGCUGCCAAGGCCCUUGAUAAACGCCAAGCUCACCUGUGCGUCCUGGCUUCCAACUGUGAUGAGCCAAUGUACGUGAAACUAGUCGAGGCUUUGUGUGCAGAGCAUCAGAUCAAUCUCAUCAAGGUUGACGACAGCAAGAAGCUAGGCGAAUGGGUGGGUCUCUGUAAAAUCGACAGAGAAGGCAAGCCCCGUAAGGUGGUUGGCUGCAGCUGUGUGGUUGUCAAGGACUAUGGCAAGGAAUCCCAGGCCAAGGAUGUUAUUGAAGAAUACUUUAAGUGCAAGAAAUGAACAUCUGAAUAAAAGCUUUGAACUUGA